This is a messenger RNA of Epinephelus lanceolatus (giant grouper), 1302 nucleotides long. NCBI's taxonomy places the organism in Eukaryota, Metazoa, Chordata, Actinopteri, Perciformes, Serranidae. The record is from RefSeq and is a predicted model, not a curated record.
GGAGGGAAGUGAAGAAGGAAGAAAAGAAAAACUUCCUGUCGCCUCCACACCUGUCCCAGGGUCGCCAUGGUGUGUGGUGUGGACUGGAGACGACCGGGUCUUCUUCUUCAAUCCCACAAUUCACUUGUCUGUCUGGGAAAAACCGGGGGAGCUGAUUGGUCGAGACAUCAGCAGCAUCAUCGAAGAUCCACCUCACAAGAGGAAGAAGACAACACCUGCCGACAGCAGCUCCAGCUGUCAGUCACCUGGUUUUCAUGGAAACGAUGAAGAUAAUGAUCAUGAACACAUUUCCAAGAGGAACAGAAUAGAGGAGCCCAUGUCUCUCAUCCCUCGCCCAGGAGAAGUUAAGCUCCUCCCUUUGGAGCUUCGUAUUGUUCACUUCAGGGAGAUGAUGCUGGAGAGAGGGGUGUCGGCGUUCUCAACCUGGGAGAAAGAGCUCCAUAAGAUGGUGUUUGACCCUCGAUACCUGCUGCUAACCUCAGAUCAGAGGAAACAGGUGUUUGAUCAGUUUGUGAAGAGCAGGGUGAAGGACGAGUACAAAGAGAAGAAGGGUAAACUUCAGAAAGCCAGAGAGGAGUUCAAACAGCUGCUGGAAGAGGCCAAGAUCACCAGCAGAUUGACCUUUAAAGAGUUCUGUGCUCGUUACCGUGGUGACCAGCGGUUUGAUGCCCUCAAUAGGAAGAAGGAACAGGAAGUACUCUUUCAUCACUACAUCACAUCCUUAAAGAAACGAGACAAAGAGAACCGAGCCAGACUAAGGAAGAUGAGAUGAGAACACUGUUCUACAAACUAUCUCAGAACCCUACAGAACCAUCUAGAACCUUUGUAGAACCCAUUCGGGACCUUCCAACACCUUUCAGGACCUUCCAACACCUUCCAGAUCUUAAAAAGAAAAUAAACUCUCUUAUUCGACCAUGAUGAGCAGAACCUGUGCUGGUUCUCACUGAUGACUCCUGGUUUCAAACUACUGGCUCUGUUAGAGCAACCAAACAAGAACCACAGAGACCAGACUGGAUCAUAUGGGAGAACCAGAACCACAGAGACCAGACUGGAUCACAUGGGAGAACAUGUCCCACUGGAGGAUCUGAGUCGUUCUGACUUUUUGUUUGUGGUUAUAAAGAUUUAAAGAUUUUCAAGGACCAACAGCAUCUGACUGGUUUGUGGAUUCUGGACUGUGGUGGACUGACGUCAUCUGGACCUGCUGAACUGAUCCAGAACUUGACUGAAUCCGACUUAGAUGUUUGGAGAUCUGAGCCAAGUUGAACUGGUUAAACUGGACUUCAAAGAGAAGUAGAGCACAAA